AUGAGACUGACUGGUGAUGCUCCACUCCUCUUCUCUCUGGAGCGAUACUCGCCUCGCCCUCACACGCUCACGGAUCAUCAACACAACCACGAAGCUCGUACUCGUUCCUAUUCUAAUCCAACACACUCUCACACCUUCAACCUCCAUGAAGGUCUCCUUGUCUCAGUCAUGGAUAUCAUUUCCGAGGAUCAAGCCCUUCUGAGGCAAUACCAGGACCUGCCCAAGUCAAGUCGCCAAGCUAUCUUGCGUGGCAUCUUGGAUCAGCUGCCUCGAGAUGGUUGGCGUGAAAUCAAGGCACAAGCUGAUGUUCAUACUUUCCAGUAUGAUAUCCUGGGGAAGCUGCCCUUAGAGCUUGCCGCCCUUGUGGCCGAGUGCUUGCCACUCGUUGAUAUCAUCCGCCUUCGAAGGGUCUCGCAACGAUGGCAACAAGUCUUGUCAUCUCCUUCGCUGUGUCGUGCUGCGGCUCGAGCAACCCUGGGCAAAGAUCCCUGGGCACUGUCUUCAUCUGAGCCUCAACUGGACACACGUGCACCUGGUACUUUGACCUCCGCUCCAACAGUCUCCCCUGAUACCAUGGUCACUGCGAGUACCCCUAACUCGGGCCAUGAUUUCACCUCUUACUCUACCGCCUCAUUUACCAAGAUUGUUAAAAGAAGACACCGCCUGGAACAAGGAAAUCCAUACAAAGUUACCACGAUGCCAUUCCCGUUACCGAUAGAGGACACGCAAAAUCAUAGUGAACUCGAUCUUGAUCCAAGGACUUUCGUCACCUAUUCAGACAGCAGCUGUGCUUGGCUGGAUCCAAAGGAGAACCUAACGACCGUGGUCGUCUUGGACCUAGUCAAUGAGAACAGAAAGAAGUUCACCACAGACAACAGAGAAAAAUUGUGCUCUCUUCAAUUUGCCAAGCCUUUCAUUGCUGCAGUGUCGAUCAGAGGUUAUUGUCAUGUCUGGAAUAUUGACACUUUCGAGUUCUCAUCGUUUCGGAUUCCUUCCAUCGACUUCUUGAACAUGUUGAUCAGCGGAACCAAGGUCUUGGUUCAAUUUCAUCACUGUGUUGUCCACUGGUGCUUCAAAACAAGAAUUGCUCGGACCAUGGAGACCGGGUCUGUUAUCGCCCUAGCGCUUCAUCCUUCAGAAGACCAGAUCACCACAGUCUGUCUCUGCGCAAAGGACGAGAAGCAAAAUUGGAGCAAAGUGCCCAUUCAAGAUUGCCAGCUGCGCAUAGAAAAACAUGCCUUGGACAGCAGACAUGAAUGGUGCUUACUUUCUUGGCGUUACCAGCCGAUAUCAGUUUCGGCUUUUCCUGAGCAAGCGACCUAUUUUGCGGGGAUCUUGGACUCAGGUGGGACGCUCUAUUCCGGCCAGUCUAACAUGGUUAUGUAUACUCGUGAAGAGAUUGAGAAAGAUUUCAUAGAGAGCAGUCGCCUGUUCUGCUUGUCCAUUGAGCCCGACGAACGAGUCGUUUUCCACACAUUUCCAACAGAUGUUCAUGAUCUCACCUGCCCCGAGCGAGGUGUGAUCUAUGCUCCCCGUGUGAGCACAUAUUCCAGUCAGUACGUAAUCAUGAAGUCUAAAGCUAUGACGGACCCUGAAAACCUAUCGAUAUGGUAUGAUUACUAUAUCCACCGCACGAUAGAGGCUGAGUAUACCCCAUGGAUCAUGGGCGAUGCUCGUUUCUUAAUCGUCUUUGAUGACGAGCAAAUGAAUGUCGGGACUAUGGAUGAGCCUGAUCUAGAGGACCGAGAAGCCGUGGACCGGGUGAACGAGCUUAUAUUUUGAAAGACCCAUCUUGUGCUUGAUGGCCUAUAUUCUUUGGCUGAGGCUAAUCGCGCGAGCCUUUGCACGCCAGACUAUUCCAUUGCAGAAUUAUGAAUAACUAUAUAUCCUCAUAG
Messenger RNA from Penicillium subrubescens, 1895 nucleotides. Its product is annotated as F-box protein. The coding region runs from base 1 to 1782 and encodes 593 amino acids. Gene Ontology annotation, molecular function: protein binding. The record is from RefSeq and is a predicted model, not a curated record. The transcript is spliced from 3 exons. Lineage: Eukaryota; Fungi; Ascomycota; Eurotiomycetes; Eurotiales; Aspergillaceae.